This is a messenger RNA of Drosophila rhopaloa, 6624 nucleotides long. RefSeq names its product transcription initiation factor TFIID subunit 1 (gene Taf1). Lineage: Eukaryota; Metazoa; Arthropoda; Insecta; Diptera; Drosophilidae. The coding region runs from base 90 to 6521 and encodes 2143 amino acids. The record is from RefSeq and is a predicted model, not a curated record. Gene Ontology annotation, molecular function: RNA polymerase II general transcription initiation factor activity; histone acetyltransferase activity; RNA polymerase II general transcription initiation factor binding. Gene Ontology annotation, biological process: RNA polymerase II preinitiation complex assembly; transcription by RNA polymerase II; DNA-templated transcription initiation. Gene Ontology annotation, cellular component: transcription factor TFIID complex. The transcript is spliced from 16 exons.
CACACUUAAUCGUGUCUUGUGAAAAAAUGCAAUUACGCUGCGCUCCGACAAAAGAGACAACAUUUUAGCCGCGUAAACAUUGAAAGCCGAUGGAAAUGGAGAUGGAAUCUGACAACAGUGACGACGAGGGAUCGAUUGGCAAUGGAUUGGACUUGACCGGUAUUCUCUUUGGCAACAUCGACUCCGAGGGCAGAUUGCUGGACGAUGACGGCGAAGGACGCGGGGGCACUGGGUUCGAUGCGGAACUCCGGGAAAACAUUGGAUCCCUGUCCAAAUUGGGCUUGGACUCAAUGCUGCUUGAGGUUAUCGACCGCAAGGAGGCCGAACCAUUGUCCGAAGACGAGGAUGAAGAUAAGUCUGAGGCCAGUGCCAGCGGAGGACUUAGUGUCUUCGACGCCCUCAAGGCCGGCGUAAAAAGUGACGAAAAGGAGGAUGGUGCCGUAAGAGCUCAGGACGAUGCCAUCGACUACUCGGAUAUUACCGAGUUAUCCGAGGAUUGCCCACGCACUCCGCCGGAAGACACAUCCUCCUACGACGACCUAGAGGAUGCCAUUCCCGCCUCUAAAGUGGAGACCAAGUUAACUAAGGACGAUAAAGAACUAAUGCCACCACCAAGUGCUCCCAUGCGAUCGGGCACUGGCAGCGGGACUGAUGAGCCUGGCAAAUCAAAUGAUGCCACGAGUCCCAGUGGCGAUUCCAAGUCCAACGAUGCCAAGGAUGCGGACCGCAAGCUGGACACACCGCUAGCCGACAUACUGCCCUCGAAGUACCAAAAUGUCAAUGUGCGCGAGCUCUUUCCCGACUUCCGCCCUCAAAAGGUGCUGCGCUUCUCGCGUCUGUUUGGACCAGGCAAACCCACUAGUCUGCCCCAGAUCUGGCGACACGUGCGCAAACGUCGCCGAAAGCGCAACCAGUCCAGGGAUCAGAAGCUGACCAAUACCGGUGGCUCUGAUUCGCCGAGCGAUACGGAGGAGCCUCGAAAGCGCGGCUUUAGUCUGCACUACGCCUCGGAGCCAACGCCGGCAGAAUGCAUGUCCGACGACGAGGACAAACUGCUGGGUGACUUCAACAGCGAGGACGUGCGUCCCGAGGGACCGGAAAACGGGGAGAACAGCGACCAGAAACCAAAGGUGGCCGACUGGCGCUAUGGACCGGCUCAGAUUUGGUACGACAUGUUGGAGGUGCCUGACUCCGGCGAAGGAUUCAAUUACGGCUUUAAGACAAAGGCGGCAACUUCCUCCUCCCAGCCGCAGAUCAAGGAGGAGCAUCAUGAAAAUAGUCCUGAGGGAGAGGAAGCGGAGCCAAGUAUUGCGGACGAUGCCUUUCUAAUGGUCUCCCAGCUGCACUGGGAAGACGACGUUGUCUGGGAUGGCAACGACAUCAAGGCCAAGGUGUUGCAGAAACUCAACUCGAAGACAAAUGCGGCUGGAUGGCUGCCCUCCAGUGGAUCACGGACUGCCGGCGCCUUCAGCCAGCCGGGAAAAACCUCCCUGCCAGUGGGCAAUAGCAGUGGUAGCUCCAAGCAGGGCUCGGCUGCAUCUAGCAAGAAGGGCCAGCAAAAUGCUCAAACGAAGCCAGCGGAGGCACCCGAUGACACCUGGUACAGUCUGUUCCCGGUCGAGAACGAGGAGCUAAUAUACCACAAGUGGGAGGACGAGGUAAUCUGGGAUGCGCAGCAAAUGAGUAAGGUUCCCAAGCCAAAGGUACUCACUUUGGACCCUAACGAUGAGAACAUAAUCCUGGGCAUACCCGACGACAUCGAUCCCUCUAAGAUCAACAAGAGCACAGGUCCUCCACCUAAAAUCAAGAUACCUCAUCCGCACGUAAAGAAAUCCAAAAUCUUGCUUGGCAAGGCUGGUGUGAUUAAUGUGCUGGCAGAGGAUACGCCACCGCCGCCACCCAAAAGUCCCGACCGUGACCCCUUCAACAUAUCCAACGACACGUACUACACACCCAAGACAGAACCGACGCUGCGCCUUAAGGUGGGUGGUGGAAAUCUCAUCCAGCACUCGACUCCUGUGGUGGAAUUACGUGCCCCGUUCGUGCCAACGCACAUGGGCCCGAUGAAGCUUCGCUCCUUCCAUCGUCCUCCUCUCAAGAAGUACUCACACGGACCGAUGGCUCAGGUGACGCCACAUCAAGUGUUCCCACUGCUGAAGACCAUCGCGAAAAAGGCCAAGCAGCGGGAGGUGGAGCGUAUCGCCUCUGGCGGCGGAGAUGUCUUUUUCAUGCGCAACCCGGAGGACCUGAGUGGCAGGGAUGGAGAUAUUGUGCUGGCUGAGUUCUGUGAGGAGCACCCUCCGCUUAUGAACCAAGUGGGCAUGUGCUCCAAGAUCAAAAACUACUACAAGCGCAAAGCCGAGAAGGACAGCGGCCCACAGGAUUAUGUCUACGGAGAGGUGGCCUUCGCGCACACCAGUCCAUUUCUGGGCAUCCUACAUCCUGGACAGUGCAUCCAGGCGAUUGAGAACAACAUGUACCGGGCGCCCAUUUAUCCACACAAGAUGGCCCACAACGAUUUCCUCGUGAUUCGCACCCGGAACAGCUACUGGAUCCGAUCGGUAAACUCGAUCUUCACGGUGGGCCAGGAGUGUCCGCUGUACGAGGUUCCGGGUCCGAACUCCAAGCGUGCUAACAACUUCACGCGCGACUUUCUGCAGGUCUUCAUCUACCGCUUGUUCUGGAAGAGUCGCGACAAUCCGCGCCGCAUUCGGAUGGACGACAUAAAGCGGGCUUUUCCCGCCCAUUCCGAGAGCAGCAUCCGCAAGCGGCUGAAGCAGUGCGCCGACUUCAAGCGUACGGGCAUGGACUCCAAUUGGUGGGUGAUCAAACCGGAGUUUCGCCUGCCCUCCGAGGAGGAGAUCCGGGCCAUGGUCUCGCCGGAGCAGUGCUGUGCCUACUUCAGUAUGAUCGCGGCAGAACAGCGCCUCAAGGACGCAGGCUACGGAGAGAAAUUUUUGUUUGCCCCACAAGAGGAUGACGACGAGGAGGCGCAAUUAAAACUUGACGACGAAGUAAAGGUGGCGCCCUGGAAUACAACUCGUGCAUACAUCCAAGCCAUGCGUGGAAAGUGUUUGCUCCAGCUUAGUGGUCCCGCGGAUCCUACUGGCUGUGGAGAGGGAUUCUCUUAUGUUCGCGUACCGAACAAACCCACGCAAACCAAGGAGGAGCAAGAGUCGCAGCCAAAACGGUCGGUCACAGGAACCGAUGCGGAUCUGCGUCGAUUGCCACUCCAGCGUGCAAAAGAGCUUCUGCGCCAGUUCAAGGUGCCCGAGGAAGAGAUCAAGAAACUUUCCCGCUGGGAGGUCAUUGAUGUGGUGCGCACACUGUCCACGGAGAAAGCAAAAGCAGGUGAGGAGGGAAUGGAUAAGUUCUCUCGUGGCAACAGAUUCUCCAUUGCUGAGCACCAGGAGCGUUACAAGGAAGAGUGCCAGCGUAUCUUCGACCUGCAGAACCGAGUGCUCGCCAGCUCGGAAGUGCUAUCCACCGACGAAGCGGAGUCCUCAGCCUCCGAGGAGUCCGACCUCGAAGAACUGGGCAAGAACCUAGAGAACAUGCUGUCCAACAAAAAGACCUCAACGCAGUUGUCGAUGGAACGUGAGGAGCUGGAGCGCCAGGAAUUGCUCCGUCAGCUAGACGAAGAGCACGGCGGACCAAGCGGCAGUGGAGGCGCCAAGGGAGCCAAAGGCAAGGAGGACGCCGGCCAGCAAAUGCUGGCGACCAGUAACCAGGGCAGGAUUCUUCGCAUCACGCGUACCUUCAGAGGCAACGACGGCAAGGAGUAUACCCGCGUGGAGACUGUGCGGCGGCAGCCGGUGAUCGAUGCCUACAUCAAGAUUCGCACCACCAAGGACGAGCAGUUCAUCAAGCAGUUCGCCACGCUAGACGAGCAGCAGAAGGAGGAGAUGAAACGCGAGAAGAGGCGCAUCCAGGAGCAGCUGCGUCGCAUCAAGCGCAACCAGGAGCGCGAACGUCUAGCGCAGCUGGCUCAGAACCAGAAGCUGCAGCCAGGUGGCAUGCCCACAUCGUUGGGCGAUCCCAAGAGCUCGGGCGGCCACUCUCAUAAGGAGCGUGAUAGUGGGUACAAGGAAGUCAGUCCUUCACGCAAAAAGUUCAAGCUCAAGCCGGACCUGAAGCUGAAGUGCGGCGCUUGUGGGCAGGUGGGUCAUAUGCGCACGAACAAGGCCUGUCCGCUGUACACGGGCAUGCAGAGCAGUCUGUCCCAGUCGAAUCCCUCGCUAGCCGAUGAUUUGGACGAGCAGAGCGAAAAGGAGAUGACCAUGGACGACGACGAUCUGGUCAAUGUCGAUGGCACAAAGGUGACACUGAGCAGCAAGGUGCUCAAGCGGCAUGGCGGUGAUGACGGCAAGCGACGCAGUGGCUCCAGCUCGGGUCUUACCUUAAAGGUUCCCCGGGAUGCGAUGGGAAAGAAGAAACGCAGAGUGGGUGGCGACCUCCAUUGCGACUACCUUCAGCGUCACAACAAGACCGCCAAUCGGCGACGCACUGAUCCCGUGGUGGUGUUGUCUUCCAUUCUGGAGCUCAUCCUCAACGAACUGCGCUCCAUGCCGGAUGUCUCGCCUUUCCUGUUCCCUGUGAAUGCGAAGCGGGUGCCCGACUACUACCGCGUGGUGAGCAAGCCCAUGGAUCUGCAGACGAUGAGGGAGUAUAUUCGCCAGAGACGCUAUACAAGUCGGGAGAUGUUCCUAGAAGAUCUAAAGCAAAUCGUAGACAAUUCGCUGAUCUACAAUGGAUCGCAAAGUGCCUACACCGUGGCCGCCCAGCGCAUGUUCUCCAGCUGCUUUGAGUUGCUAGCCGAGCGGGAGGAUAAGCUAAUGCGCCUGGAGAAGGCCAUAAACCCGCUCUUGGACGACGACGACCAAGUGGCGCUCUCCUUUAUUUUCGAAAAGCUGCACACGCAGAUCAAACAGCUAACCGAAAGCUGGCCUUUCCUUAAGCCAGUCAACAAGAAACAGGUGAAAGACUAUUACACGGUCAUAAAGCGACCCAUGGACCUCGAAACCAUCGGCAAAAACAUUGAAGCUCAUCGUUAUCACAGUCGAGCCGAGUAUCUGGGUGACAUUGAAUUGAUUGCCACCAACUGUGAACAGUACAAUGGCAGCGAUACCCGCUACACCAAGUUCGCCAAGAAGAUACUGGAGUACGCGCAAUUCCAGUUGGUAGAGUUUACGGAUCACUGCUCUCAGUUGGAGGAUAACAUAGCUAAGACACAGGAGCGCGCUAGGGAGAAUGCACCCGAGUUAGAUGAAGCCUGGGGCAAUGAUGACUACAACUUUGACCGAGGCAGUCGGGCUAGCUCCCCCGGCGAUGACUACAUCGAUGUGGAGGGCCAUGUGGGACAUGCCUCCUCAUCGAACUCCAUCCAUCGCGGAAUGGGAGCGGAGAUGGGCAUGUCCCAUCCCGCGCCCUCAUCGCGGAAGCCUCCACCUCCUGGACCGGGGGAGGUAAAGCGCGGAAGGGGAAGACCUCGCAAGCAGCGCGAUCCCGUGGAGGAGGUCAAAUCCCAGAAUCCGGUUAAGCGUGGUCGGGGGCGUCCGAGGAAGGACAGCCUUGCCUCAAACAUGAGUCAGACGCAAGCUUACUUCCUGGAUGAAGACCUGCAAUGUUCGACGGACGACGAGGAUGAUGAUGAGGAGGAAGACUUCCAGGAGGUCUCAGAAGACGAGAACAAUGCGGCCAGCAUUUUGGAUCAGGGCGAACGCAUUCAUGCCCCCGCCGAUGGCAUGGAUGGCAUGUUUGAUCCCAAGAACAUUAAGACGGAGAUCGACAUCGAAGCUCAGCAGAUGGCAGAGGAGCCGGUCGGCGAGGAUGACAGCCAGCAAGUGGCAGAAGCAAUGGUGCAGUUGAGUGGCGUGGGCGCUGGCUACUAUGCUCAACAGCAGCAAGAUGAGUCCAUGGAUGUAGACCCCAACUACGACCCGUCCGACUUCCUGGCCAUGCACAAGCAGCGCCAGAAUCUCGGCGAGCCCAGCAGCUUGCAGGGCGCCUUCACCAAUUUCCUCUCCCAUGAUCAGGAUGAUAAUGGGCCAUACAAUCCCCCUGAAGCCAGCACAAGUGCAGCAGCCGCUUCAGCAAUGGGAAUGGGUCUUUCGUCUCACGAGGAUGAUUCGAUGGCUUUGCAAAUGCCACAGGAAAUGCCUACCAAUAACUUGAACAACGGCAUGGGCAUAGUCGAUGACCUGGACAUUUCGGAGAGCGACGAGGAGGACGAUGGUUCCCGGGUGCGGAUUAAGAAGGAGGUCUUCGACGACGGAGACUACGCCUUACAGCACCACCAGCAAAUGGGGCAGCCAUCACAGUCGCAGAUCUACAUGGUGGAUUCGUCCAACGAGCCCACGACCCUCGACUACCAGCCGCCUCCGCACUUGCUGGAAGUGCAGGGGAUGGAACAGAUGCAUCACCAAGUGAUGCAGCAGCAGCCGAUGUCUCAACUGCAACCAGAGCAACUGCAGCAGCCACAGACUCCGCAGGGAGACAAUGAUUACGCCUGGACUUUCUAAUGCUUAAGUUUCAUUUAUAAUUAUUGUUAGUUGUAAGAAGCUAAAAAACAGUUGCAUUAGGCAAAUGCCUCUAUAUAAAAAAUAAUUUUUCUACCGCUUUAAA